Aedes aegypti (yellow fever mosquito) is the source of this 12347-nucleotide messenger RNA. It is a transcript of the gene CAP, whose product is annotated as sorbin and SH3 domain-containing protein 1. Lineage: Eukaryota; Metazoa; Arthropoda; Insecta; Diptera; Culicidae. The record is from RefSeq and is a predicted model, not a curated record. Gene Ontology annotation, molecular function: protein binding. The coding region runs from base 623 to 10576 and encodes 3317 amino acids. The transcript has 21 exons.
GAUAGGUGCAGUAAGGCCGCGAUUCUAGCCGUCGAAGGGUCGCCACUCGGAAGGGGCGUAUGUCGUCGCGUCUGUGUAUACUCGGGCGUAAGUGACAGUUUUCGGACCGGUGAUUUAUCGACGGUUUCGCGUUAUCGUUAGCGCCCCCACAAUUGGGGGUGGGGUACGCGCGAGGCUACCGUAUAAACAAAUCGUGGAUCUACAGUUCAGAAGCGGAGCGCAGAUAUUGAAGGGAACAGGGUUGACAACGCAACGUGUGGUGCGCGAAAAGGUGACAAUACGCAAACCGAUAUCGUUCGUGCCGGGCAAGAGUUGCGCAUAUGGGCCGUGUGUCUAGCGCUGCCUAGAGUGUUUCGUUUAUCAGGGUAGUGUUGGUGAGAGAUAGAAAAGAUUGUUUUGUUUUAUUUGAGAAUAAGCGGUGCGAGGAGAACAACUGCCCAGGCAGCGGCUGCAGCUCUCAAUUAGUGUGCGCAUAUCAAUUGCGAAUGGUGGAGGAAACUUUUUCCCAACCACGCCAACACUCGGGAACAAGCAACAUUGGGAGGUGGAGGUGGCGGCAGGUUGUCGGAGACGAUUUACACAUUGAUAAAAACGGAAAUCUUCGAUUUGAGACAUCGCCGCGAUGAAGUGCACCUCGUGCGUCAGUAGCCGAACCAAAAGCGACGACGACGACGAGGAGGACGAAGCCGCAGAGAUAGCCGCCAGUCCCGCUAGAACCAUGGACAAGAUAGAAGAGGAAUACCGUGUCGAGUCGCCACCCACAAUCCCGGAACAGCCAUCGACCUCCAGAGGACUUCCCUCGGUUUCCAUAAUUGAAGUUCCACCGGACUACCGCGGCGAGUCGUCACGAGUCUACGAUAUCGCCCUGGACAAGCAGCACAGCCCUAGCCCUAGCAGCAGUUCGCAUCUGCUGCGCCCUCUGGACGUCAUAACCGAGGAGACCAGCGACAUCAGCGAUUCUGAGAAUCGACCGGUUCCACUGAAACCGGAUCUCUGCUUUCCACGACCGAAGGCACGCUUCAAGAAAGCCAAAUCCCGGAACCUGCUGAAAAGUUUGCUUCAACCGAAACAGGAACAGACAACUUGCGUUCUGGUGGACGCCAAAAUCGCCGAGUCCGCACCGGAAGAAUACCGCAGCGUUUGCACCACGGAAGUCGUCCCCGAAGAAAUCCUCGAAGUGGAGGUCAUCGAUCUGGGAUCGAAUUCAAGCAGCCUGGCCGAUCUAACCGAAAUUGAUGACCUUGAGGAAAACCCAACCGAAGUCGACCCCUUCCCUGGUGACGUCAUCGAACCUGAGCGUGACCAAGAUAAGAUAAACAACAACGGCACGGUUUCCGACGGCGUUUUCCGCGGGGACGACGCUAAUGAGUUCCGCAAUACGGCGACCGACCCGCCAAAUCGAGAUGAUAAUGACAAUGAAAUCGAUUUAGAAUCGAGUGCAACGGCGGCUGAACUUGCGGCAGAAGGAGAAGAGGAGCAGCUCUACAGCGAGGAAGACAACAACCGUUACGAUCACAACGUGGACUCCGACGCCGAUCAGCGCGAGAGCGCAACAAGUGAAAUUUUCACGCAGACGCACGCAGCUACGCAGAAUGAUGGCGCAGAUGAUGAUAGUGAUGAUGAUGACGAUGACGGUGAGUUUCACGAAAAUGAUCGCACCGAGUCGGACCGUGACUGCGAAGACGAUCGUGCUAUCGCUAGUCUAUCCGCGGAUGUUGAUCGUGCUGGCGUCGUGACGCAGCAGCUUCGGAAUGUCAUUGAGGUGAAAGAGUGCACCGAAGACGAACCGAUCGAUUGUGAUUGUGUGACUCAUCGAAAGAGCAGCAGCAGCGGCAGUAGCAGUGGUGAAGAUCGUCAUCCGGUGGAGGUGAUCGACGAUUCCGGUGCGGUUGAUCCCAAAACAAUCAAAAUGACCGAAGAAAGUGAACAAGUGCCAAAACCGCCGCCGCCUAUUCCGUUGCCACCGCCGCCAGCCGCCUUGGCAGCGCCUACAAGAACGGUUGCACCAUCGCGGCCUCCACCGCCGCCGCCGUCGCCAUCGCCACCUAUCGACGAAGUGACUAAUUUAGGUCAGGACGACAUUAGCGGCGGCUCUGCAUCGACGGUGGCGGCGCGCGAAAAUGCUCAAAUUCAUAGUGGCAGUGAUACUGGUGAAACUGAUUCUGCAAAUGCUGAUCAGAAUAGUGCGCAAGAUAGUGUCGAUGCAGUAGUGGAAGAAACCGCCACCGAUGGCGAAAGUGAUUCGAGUGUUUUGUUGAAGUUUCUUCAAGAUUCGCAGCCGCCGCCGGAAAAUCGUCCCACUUUCGGUGACGAAAAGCCGCAGCAAAAUCUACCAGCGGUGAAAACAAAAAUAGAACGCACGGUGAAAAACGGCCAGCUGAAUUAUGAAAUCGUUCAAGAUCAUCGCGUGCUAAGGGAAGAAACUGUGACCACUGCUACUGCUGCAACCCACACUUCUACGGGUGAGGUGAUCUUACGCCGUCAUCAAGGAAGUCGCCAACCGUCCGAGUCGCAUCCCAAGGAACCAUCACCGGAACAGAAGGCCGCCCUGGUGCACGAUCUACGCAACGAAAUUAGCCGCAUCAAGGACGCCGAGCUGCAAGAAGAGUUUCGCAAGCUCGAACUCGAAGCGGCUCGAUUCGAGGAGGAGCUCGACAAGAUCAGCACCAUAAUGCCGACUUCCUCCGUGCCUCCCCCUCACCCUGAAAACCUGACCUAUUACGUUUCCAAACAGAACGACUUUGCGGUGGAACGACCUCCUCCGCCUCGCAGUAAACCACCGCCACCUGUUGCACCCUCGACUGCACCGAAACCUUCUCCUACCAGUGUUGCCAAAUCUUCUUCCAACGACCAGCUCUACAACGAAUGGCAGCAGAAAAUGGAAGAGCGUGAAGCGCGCCGCUUGCACAAAGUCAUCCAAUUGUCCAAAACUCCCAAUGACCCCACCCCCUCCCAACCCAUCCCCCUUCCCGCACCUCCUCAAACCCCACCCGAAGAUCCACACGUCGAAGACGAAUUCCUGCGGAAAGUUAAAGAUCGUCGCCGAAAGUUCACCUUCCCUGCGGCUGGUGGUUCCGAGGAUAGUGACGGUGCCUCCAAUACCCCAAGUAGUGCCCCGGCCACUCCGGUGGCAGGUCGGAAACCCGUUCCCAAACAUAUCGAGGCAGAAUUUGCCCAGUUUGCGGAGAUUCGCAAGCAGCAGCAGCUGGAGCAAAAGGAGGUCAAGGCAACCGAACAAAACUCCGCUCAAAGUCAUCUGCAACAGCAGCAGCACCAACAAAACCAACGGUCGCGUCAGGGUGUAAAUCAAGCGAAAAGCUUCCAACCCGUCGUUGCAAAUAGUGGCUUCGUUAAUGGACACAGUAGAACCAGUGUUGCCAAACCAACAUCAGAAGUCAGCAAUGGCACCUCAUUGGAAGAACCCGUCAAAGUGAGUGCUCUGAUCGAAGUGCAUCAGCAAAAACAAAGGGAACUGCUGAGGCAGGACAGUUACAAAGCGGCCAUUAGAAGUGCUGCCAGUUCUUCGGUUGAGAAUGUCUCCACUCAAAAUGGCGCUGGUGCGGAUGAAGAGCCACCGGCUCCGGUGUCCGUCAGUGCCAAGUGUCAAGAGUUCGAACGUAGGCUUCAGCGUAGUGCUAGUUGUGAAGGCCGUAGACCCGUGCCGAGUCCGGUGAAGAAUGGUUCGUCGUCAAGUUUCGUCCAAAAUGGUGGUGGAAGUGUUACCAGUUUGUCUUCGGCUGCUAAAGUUGGUGGUGGAACGAGUCAGCAAACGGCGGAUAGUCAGCGUCGCAUCGGCGUCUGGUCACCACACAACCGCUCAACCGAGAUUCUCACCAAGGCCGAACUAGCCGAACGUAGCAAAGACGGAACCAGUAAGGAACCGGUGCAACCCGUUUGGACACCACGUAGCGCUCCUCCAUCUCCAGUCAGCGAGCGCCGUGAGUUCCGCCCGAUCGGUUUCGAAUCUCCCACUCCGACGAGACGUAACCUUGCACCAACGACCCGUGCCGAAACGCCACAAGUGCCUGCCCCCUGGACCACAUCUUCCGGUUACGAACGACCAGUUGAGUUCAGUGCCACUCCCCCAGUAGCAGCAGCUCGCAGCUCCACCGAGACGACGUCCGUCGAGAGUUCUCGAAGGCAACUGCAUCAACUGCAAAACUCCAACUCAUUGCCCACCAUUGGACCGCGGGACCACACUCCGGCACCGUCGCACACGGUCCGAUUUGCACCGCACGUUAAACCGGUGCCGGCCAGUCCGGUCAGUCCGACCAUCAAUACGAUACUCAAGUCCAAGGAUGGCAAAGUUAGCCAGCAGGUGAACGCGUUCGAAUCUUCAGGCAGUGCCAGCCAACAACAGCAACAGCAGCAUCAGCAGCAGUCCAAUGUGUUCCAGACUUCGACAAGCAGAACAACUGUUACUCAACAGCAUCAACAGCAACAGCACCAGCAGCAACACCAGUACCAAAGGACCAGCAGUGGAACCCGGUUGGGUGGAAGGACAUCGGACAUAAGUACCCCAGUUAAGAUCGAGUAUCUCAGUGAGCCGGAAUCAACUACGGAAAGUCCCCGGUGGGCGGCGAUGGCACAGCUGUCGCCAAAGAAAUUGGACGGAAUUGGACCAACCACGCGGGAAGGGAUGCCGCUCACACUGAGAUCUGAAAUCGACGAGAACAACCAAGCCAAAUGGUACAAGAAGAUGUACCAAACCCUUCACAAAGCACAAAAUGACGAUGACUUCGUGACCGUACGAUACAAAACACGUCGAGGCAACUUCCCCUACAAAACCAGCGGAUACCAGUCGGAACCGGAGCCGAACUACGAUUCGGAUUACACCUUCAAAUACAGCACCCUCGACCGGAGACGAACGCCAACGGCCUUGAAUCCCACCAGUUACUCCAAGUUCAGCACCCUCCAGCACGGAUCGGCCAUCCGAUCCGGGACGCAGCAGUACCGGAAUCAGCCGGGUCGCAUCGAGAACUACACCCCCGGAAGGUCGUCCAUUUCGGAGAAGGAAUCCAAAGAGUGGCUAGACGAGCACUACUCCCCCGUGCCCCUGUUCUGCAUUGUGUUUGCCCGAGAGGUGCAAAAGUUUCAACUGGAGCAUCAGAAACUCAGUACCAGUAAAACAUACACCGAAGGAAACUUGUCCAGAGCCCUCAGCAAGGAGCAAGGCGGCUACGACAGCGAUACGACGUUGAUCUUCCGCAAGAAGGAGCCCCCAACCAGUGCAGCCCUGAGCCCCAUCGAGCAGAAGCAGUACUACAAGAACAUGCAGGCAGGUGGUGAAAUUCCCGUUCAAGGAUUCCGCAAGCCUGCACCGGAAAAGCCCAAAGAUGGCGACAGCGAACUGCAGGUCCAGAUUCAGGAAGUUGUCCAGGAAGUUCUACCUACCAUGGCAACCAAUCCGUUUUUGGUUCCUCCAAAGGAGAUCACUUGCUAUCCGAUCACCAGCAUCUCACGUCCGCUAGACAUGUUCGGACCCUUCCCAAAAGAAGUUCGAUCAUUUGUACCGGUGGCGCCACCUGCCCCUCCAAAUCGCAAGUCCUCUCGCAGCAAUUCCACCCUGAAAAUUAUGUCCCAGAUCAAGACGAAGAAUUACGAUAAGAAAACUGUGGUGGAAGCAAGCAGCAGUAGCAUAGCUGGAUCAAAAACUCUUCGUAAAAUAGAUCAGUACAGAUCUAAAUCUGCUGGACCUGUCUUUGCGACCUCCUACAUGGCUUCUUCAAUCAAAGAGGAGAAGAAUUUGGAGAACAGUACUCGUGUAGCCAAGCGAUAUACUUAUCGCGCGAGCUCCAGCAGUCCUGUACGGAAGGCUAGUCCGAGCCCGGUUGCCUUUGGCAGAGGAAUCUCCAAAGAAAGGACAUUUGCCGAAGAGAAAAAGCGUUUGGAACAGAAGCUUCCUAAGGUAUGCGGUAAGGAAGUUACCGUCUCCACGAGUAUCCUCCGUAAUCCAGAACUCAAAUCUCCGAACGAAGUCAAGAAAGCUCUUCGUAGUUCAUAUCUGCCGUUGGUCAUCGAUAGACCCGAACGAUUCGCCACAGCUUCCAGAACACUCCGCCGCAUUUCAUCCAACUUCAAAAGCGCUUCUAGCAUUUAUUCUUCUAAGCAAAGUCUCAGCAAAGCAAGCACCUCCUCUGUCGGAGCAGGCAAAAAGGAAGACAAAGCUCUCAAAGUAACAGUUUCCGUCUCAUCUCGCGGAAAAGAACUUGUCCGUGCGUCAACCACGCAGAAGCCUCAAAAGACCAAAGGCAAAACUUCGCCUACAAUCACCAUUAAAUCCAACAUCCAGAAAGUCACAAAGAGCCUCGGCCUCAAAUCGAAAACCCCAUCCACCCAAAGCUUGGCUCGCACCAACUCGACCUUCUCAAUCGAUUCGACCAAUUCCAAGCGCAAAUCCCGCGCCUCAUUCAUCCCAACUUCCUUCACCUCCAAAAAACCUUCCACCAUUGUUCCCAUUACCAGAAAAGACCCCGCUAAACCAUCCCGGAAAUCGAAAAAGGUCGAAAGCUACAGCGAGCGUAUCGUCCAGCAGAAUGACCUCGUCCGUACCGAUUCUUUUUUCCAGAAUCUAUUCCUGAGGAAGUCCUCGCCGGUACCGCCCGAUUACAGCUCCGGAGCCGAUCCACCUCAGAGCUCGGUCCGGGAGAAGGCCCGCUUGUGGAACAGCUUAUCGGCGAAAUCCGAACCCUCGUUGAAGCAACCGAACUACUAUCUCACCCAGGCCAAACCCGUAUCGUUAUCGAAGUUCAAAACCAUGGAUACCGAAUACGGUACAUGCCGUAGUGGAAGCCCAACCCGGGGUACCAUCGCAACCGGUGAAGUCAUCGAGCAGGUUCAACGGUAUGAAUCACUGAUUCAUCUAUCCGACGAGGAGGAAGAAUUCGGCUACCUGCGAGGACGUAGCAUGAAGAUAGACUACAACUACCAUGAACGUAGCAAAAGUGAGCCACCGGUACAGACGUUGAUUGCAGAGGUCGUUCAACCGGAUGGCCCUAGGACUAUUCUAGGAAGAAAAUCGAUCGAAUAUUCACAGACCACCAAACGCUCCUCUAGAUCGCCGUCUUGCCGGCGAAUCCAGCACCUCAAGGGGGAAGGAACGGUCAAAAAGAUUGUACGCGCACGUAGUCUGAGCACUACCGACCGAAACGGGAAUCAACACGCGGACGAGUUGGUGCGAAGCCAUUCGAUGAACUUGGGUAGCUACGAGAAGCACUUACCGAUCUGUCGCCAUAGACGGUCGGAUCGUUUCCAGGAUUUGAACGACUUCUACUGCAGCUUGGAACGGCUGGGCCAGCUGGAGAAGGUGACCUCGUCCACAGAUUUGCGCCCUCGCCGCAAGGAAGAGGAAAUCAUUGAUUUCGAUUUGUGGCGAAAGGUUCGCGAUCAGGAGAAAGUGGAACGAGAGAUGAAUCAACUUCUGCAUCGCUUGAAGCAGGAUCAGCGGGAUAAGGAUUUGCUGUUUUUGGCACACGAUCCGGAUGAAAUUCGCUGGAAGAGCGAUUUGGACACUGGAUUGAGGAACAAGGAAAAGUCCGUUGAGGAUCUGAAGGGAGAGUUGAGCAAAAAGGUGUUGCACUUUGAAGAGUUUACGAAGAGGGAGCUGGAUACGAAGAAGGACCAUUACAAACCAUUGUGGAGAGGUUCGUCGGUUGUGGACGUAGCUUCCCAGAUGGCAGAGAAAUACAGCGGUUCGAUGUCACUGGAAGCGGACAAACGGUACGGAAUAAGUAAUAACCUACUGAGUACGCUAUCCAGUGAUCAAAUGAAGAAGUUGAAGAGUCAACUCAGUGAAAUCUACUGCCAGAAGGAUGAAGUGAAGACUACUGCCAAAGAGGAGUAUGUGAUUCACGUUCCAGAGCAAAGAAGCAAGUCAGCUUCAAGUACGCUCAAGGUCAGGAGCAAUUCCGUGUUGACGAAGGAUCAAGUGAACGAAGCGCAAUUCAAGCCGCGCAUCGAAAAAGAAAGUAAGGUUGCAGCUAUCCAGAAGUCGUUUGAACAAAAGAAUAAACAGGACGCUCUCUGCCAGGAAUUGAAGAACAAGAUUUUGGAAAAGCACGCAAGCCACACACUGCCCAGUAUGAAAAAGAAGGAGCGACCGUCGAUUUUGCCUCAAAAGGAAGAGUACUUUUCACUUCAGACAGACUAUCGGAUGACGCACGGUGGAAAAAAGGUUGAGGAAGCUAGCGAGGAGGUAAUCAUGCGAAAGUCAAGGACGCUGGAUAGAGAAAGACCACAUUCGUACUGCGAAACAGAAAGUGUAUCUUCGGAGACUAGCAACAGAACGGUAAUUUUUCGAAACACUUCCGAUGACGUCAAGAGCAAAAUCAAGUAUUUUGAGGAGAGACGUAAAGAAGAUGUGCCCGCUGUUACUGUUUACCAUGCGAGGGAGUCAUCAACGGACGAGGACGAUAACGCCAAAGUAAGCGAGGAAAGAACCAUUGAGGUGAAAACAUCUCAAGGAGUAUCGCCGCUAUUGAACUCCCAGUCGUACACGGAUUUGAAGGAUCUCUUCGGUGAAAAGCCGUCCAUGACUUACGCAUACAGCUACCAGGAAAGCAAACAGCCUUCAAAAAACUUCACGUUUCGUUCGCGUAGUUCUACUCCGGAGUACGCGACGUGUAUUCAGACCGGAGAAGUAAAGAAGAUCAAGGAUAAGUUUGAGAGUUUAGAUGCAAACAUGUGGAAGCAACCAUCAAGAGAUACGAGUCCUCGACAGUAUCAAAGCGAUUCCGAACUAAAUCGGCCGUUUGGAGAAAGGGAAAUUGCCAGAGUAAACAGGAAGAUCACCGUUAAGCAGCACGAAACUGGGGAUGUAUCGAGGAUGACUCACAAGUACGAAGUACAAUCAACACGAGCUCGCAGUCGAAAAAGGAAGGAGCGGGUUCAUUCACCAAUUCCAAAAAAUCCGAUCCGUAGGGAUGAUCGUUUCAUGCCGCACAUCAACGUCAUCAGCAAGACGGCAUCCCUGAAGCGGGAAAUUAAGAGUUCACGUUCCCCGCCGAGAGAGCGAUCAACGAGUGGCGGCUGCAGCGGACCAGAGGUCGAGAAGAUCAAAAGUAAGUUCGAAACAGUGGAGAACCUGUCGUUAUUGGCCCACCAAUAUCCCAAGCCCGCGGACAAUGCACGCUCGAUCACUGCACCAGACCAGUCACCACCGGGGCAGAAGCCUGGCCGUCGACACCGACACCGGAGCAGUAAGCUUCGCUCCUGUUCAACCUCACCGCCAAGGCACAAGGACAAAUCGGACGGGACCGCUUUUCUUAAACAGUUCUAUGACAUCUUCGCCGAUCAGAAGUUCGAUCCGAGUAUUCAUCGUCCCAAGUAUCGCUACGUCCCGGACCGGCAGCUGAACGCGGAGUAUCUCUGGAAGAAGAUCCAGACUAUGACUGGUAGCGGCGGAGGUGGUUGUACUGCCAAGGCUUCCGUCACCUUUGAAGAAUUUAGUAACGUGCCUCCAGCGCCUCCCAUGAAAGGAACGCCACUGCCCAACUCCUCCUCCCCGUACUCGAAGAGCUCGAACGAACCAGAGUCUCCCCGUCGCUACAUCGAGAGCGAUGUCAACAUCCACUACAAGACGCCCAUCCGGUACGAGUACAAGGAAGCCAUCCCGGACGACGAGUUGGCGUACCGGCAGGCCGAGCACAUGCGCCGCGUCUACCAGGAGGAACGACGCCGCAAGUACAUGCACGAGCUCGAAGAUCUGCACAACCGGCGGCACACGGACAACUUUACGCCCUCGCAAAAGUCACCGAUCCCGCUGAACCGCUACGAAGACUUCGAGGCGGACCUCUCGCCGAAGCCGGCGGGCAAUGUGGUCAUGCCGCGAACCAUCGCCCGGGCGCUGUACAACUUCCAGGGUCAAUCCGCUAGAGAACUGUCUUUCAAAAAGGGAGACAUCAUCUACCUGCGGAGGCAAAUCGACAAGAACUGGUACGAAGGUGAACACAAUGCCAUGAUUGGACUCUUGCCUGCCAACUACAUUGAAAUCCUCCCACGGGAAGGUGCCAAACCCCUGCCGAAGAAGCCCCAGCGCGAAGGAAAAGCACGAGCCAAGUUCAACUUCACCGCACAAACCUCGGUUGAGCUGUCGCUGUUAAAGGGAGAACUCGUCACGCUAACCAGACGGGUCGACGAGAACUGGUUCGAGGGACGCAUCGGCAACAAGAAAGGAAUUUUCCCCGUGUCAUAUGUAGAGGUUCUAACGGACAUUGGCGGCGAGGAGAGCUACGAAAUCGAACCGAUCGUGAAACCGAACCUACAGACGAUACAGACGCAUACGCUGACGACCGGUGGAUACGACGGUGGCCUAACCAACGGAAGAGUAUCGCCGGGAAUCAUCCGGGAGACUAAGACGGUCCAGAAGACGGAGGUGCUGCACGUGGACACCACGAACGAGCCGAUUUCCUACCGCGCCCUCUACAACUACAAGCCGCAGAACUCCGACGAACUGGAACUGCUCGAGGGAGACGUCGUGUACGUGUUGGAAAAAUGCGACGACGGCUGGUACGUGGGCACCUCGGCCCGAACCGGUUGCUUCGGAACCUUCCCCGGAAAUUACGUGAAGAAAUUAUGAGAUAAACUCAACCUAUCCUCCGGAAAGCAACCGCCACCGCCAUCUACCGUUGAAAGAGUGCACCACAGUAGCCAACAACGUCAUCAUCAGCGCCGAGUUGACCAGCCUAUCGGACCAUCAUCGACAGCCCAACCAGCGAAUCGACCACCGCUGGAUCCCUCGAACACCACAAUGAAACGCAAGGUCGAAUUCCUUGGCGUAUUCUAGGGUGCCUUAGCUAUGAGAAACAGUACAACAGCGUCAGCUUAACAGCAGCCAUGCGAAAGAAGGCCCUCAAAUCAUUAUAACCAAAAAGUAAUUCUAGAACCGCGUGGAAAUCGCAGGAGGCGCCGCCAAUUGGCCUCCUUUGUUACAUAAUGUUUUAAGAGGUGAUAGCUAAACCAAAAAAAACAAGAGAAGCGACCGUUUCAAUAGAAUUCAGAUGGGAGUAACAGAAGUAAAUGUUUGCUAGUCAUUAUCCUUCCAAAACAUGUAUGUAAACAAAUAAAAAUCAGAUAGAAAAAAAACAUCAACCGAUAGAGGAAAUAGAACAACAGCCGUACAACCGUGUUGUUUGAAACCAGAAACAAAUAGUGUUAAUUGUUGCGUUACAUGAGAGUAUACAAAUAGAGUUUACAGCUAAUCUAACACACUACAAUCAAGCGUAGAAAAGAUAUUCAGAUCCCGUACUAAACGUAUAACGGAAAGCACCGUGUUCCGUAUCAAUAAUUUUAUUUACCAUUGAAAUCUAUUGUUUAUAUUUUCUUUUUGUCACAAAAUAAUUGUUUACGUGUUGCUAUUAUUCAUAUUUUAUUUUUAACGAUAGAAUACACAAAAAGAUAUUCUUAAUUUAUUGAGUUACUAUUGAAAGCAUACUAAACAUCACAGAUAAAAUGAGCUAUUAAAAAAGAAAUUGUCAAACAUUUUCGAUACAAGCCUCGAGUAGGAAACGUCUGAAACAGAAUCAAAACGAUCCACUUAAUUGCCUUCCCUUCGAUGUAUGUAGAAUUGAAGAUAUUUUCGGAUAGAUUUUAGGAAAUUGUGCCUUUUUGAUUUCCCUCCUUCGAAAUUAUCAACCAAGAAUACUGGCCGAUAUCUUGACUUUUGAUAAAUAUUUUAACUUGUGUGUGACUUCCUUUACAUUAGUACCCGACUCGGUACUCAUUGAAAAUUGAUAUGAUAUAAAACAGCUAAAAUACCAAAACAAUGCCGAAAACGAAGUGCAAAAUCUCCUCUCAACAACGCAAACAAAUGAAAGGUGCCUAACUAAGUGUUGAACUAGAAAACUCCUUCGUCAAUGAAAGAAGAGGUCUGAUGGCCUCCGCACCACGUGCGACCGUUUUACCACGUUUUUGUUUGCGAUUUCAAGAGCUUAAUAAUCUCUAAAAUUUGCUCGCCACGCCAAUUUUCUUAUACUGACAGAUUAAUUUGAUAUCGGUAUUUAUUUAUUUGACCACCGAUGACCUUUUGCGUUCAAAUGAAGAGGAACUUAAAACAUAACCACUAACUUGUAAUCCAGAAGAAUGGUCUAACUAAUAGGGAUGUAAACUACCCAUUUCAGUAGCAGACGCUCUAAUCUUAGCACGUGUUUUGUUUGACCACUUGAUACGCGAUACACGAUUACAACUCAUUACUUAAUGGUUAUAAACUUUUCACACGGAUACACACAUACACACCUGCACAUACGGCAUACUCAUUUGUAGGUUUUUCCCCUGUUUUAGUAGAAAAGUCAAUCCACUUAAAAAACACUACGAUUCUGUUCGAGAAAAUAAAGGCAAAUAGAAAUCAUCAA